AUGGUUCGACCCCUCCCGCGGGACGAGUUCCCACGCCAGCCGUCGUUCCAGCCAUGUUUUCCUCCUACCACAAGGCAUGCCUCAUUCUCGCAGGAGAGAUAUGUUGCCGAUGCAGUACAACGACCUGAUUCUUUCCUCCAAGACCGCUACGGCCUCGAUCCAGGGGACAGUCGCUAUCAAGAGCCGUAUGACUUGCACCGACGUCAACCCCCAAUGGCAAUUCCCGAGGCGCUCCGUUCACAGUGUGGGAUUGCUGGAAAGCAAUACUUCGUUGCCGUUAUGAGUGAAGAUGGAGAGCCGAUGACAUAUCUCAGCCCACCUCAGAAGCUAGACGCAAUCACGAUUGGCCAGUUUUUUGACAAAGGCAAAUUUCAACAGGUCAUGGCUCGAGUUCAUUCUGGUAAGAUCAAAAUAUAUGCUACCUGGCAAAAGUUGAGGGAUGCGCCACACUGGCUUGAUGCUGAUCAUACACCAUCCUCUUUUCUUGUAGGCGCUGAUCCCAUAUUGGAUAAUGGACUGCAACUCGAGGAUGCCUCUUUUAGCAGAAGUGGUAGUUUUGGACGUAUGCGACCCUCGGAUCGACGUCGCAGCUCUAUUUUUGAUGAUUUGGAAGGGCCUACACGAUCUGGACGCAAGCGACCUCGACCCCGCCACCCAAUCAACGACGACGACGAUGUGCCGAUGACGGUAUCAUCACGAAAAGGAAUCAAAGUUGGUGAUGGUGAUGCAGUAUGGAACUUCUACGAACAACGGUUCAAGAACUGUCAACAGACUGCGUGCAAGUUGAUAGCCAAGGCAUGGGUUAAGGCUGUAGAGCCCAAGAAACAAUCAACACAUCCAUACACAGGCAGCGACGAAAAGGCCCCAGAUUGGUGGCCAAAGCCAUGGGGCCCUACAAAAGACGACAAGGUCAGGCACAAGGAGCCGGAUCAUUUAUAUAAACGAGAACGAGUCCAUCUACUGGCGCAUAUAUUGAGGCUUGUAAUUGAGCCCAAUGGCAGACAGCAUAACGAUAUUCAAAAACUUGGCCUCAAUGUGAAGAAGUUAGAAGAAACAACUGCUGAAGCCCUAUCAUCAUUCUUCAUGGACAACGACACCAACGCCAAGAAAAAACCGUAUUUAACUGAGAUUUUCAAGAUGGCCAGGCAAGAAGAACGUUUCAAGAACGGCGAGAUUGACGGAUCCACCGAAGUGUAUGUGAUGGCGGAAGAUAAGCUUCCUGAGAACUAUGCCUCCGAAAACGAAGACGGAAAUUUUCCCAAGGAUGAGGAGGAUCAUGAAUUGCAGCGUCCCAAGGCCAACACGCAGCAUCACUGCGCGGUCCAAACGCCAACGACUGGUCCUGGCUCAGCACAAACAUUGCACGGUGGCCAUGGCCCGUUCACCGGUGAACUACCCGUCCGAGGGCAUUCCUUCAAUCCCAGCAUGUUACCGGCAGACAUACCGUCUCAGCCACAUACCUUCAUGGACAGCAACGGCAUCACCGUCACAGAUCAAACCUCGGUCACUGCCCCUAGCGGGCCCUUAGCCCUGGACAUGGUGACCAGCCCCCACGAUACCAGCCGGCGGCCGUCAGUCUUCAGCGAAUACGCUAGCCCAGGAGGUAGCAACAUGUAUGCUCAGCAAUGGCAACAGCCUCAGCCUGGGUCAACUGGCCCAGGGCAAGGUUCAAUGUAUGCAUACACCCCUACUCAGGGCAAUCCUCAGCAACCCCCCUAUAUAGGCCAAGGAGUUCCCAUGAAUCCCAAUACGCCAUUUAUAGGGGGCUCAUUUGAAGGAUCUCCACGACCAGAGUAUGAGGCAAACGGGCCCCCGAUAUUCCGAACAGGAGAUAUGCCUCAUCCCCCGGUUAAUCAAUCCCAAGGGUACUAUGUUCCCAACGACGGUAGAAGCGGGCUGCGAGUCAUCACCCAAGUGGUAGACGGUGUUUCCAGAAACCAAAUGCAAUAA
Metarhizium robertsii ARSEF 23 is the source of this 1950-nucleotide messenger RNA. RefSeq lists its product as uncharacterized. The transcript has 4 exons. The record is from RefSeq and is a predicted model, not a curated record. NCBI's taxonomy places the organism in Eukaryota, Fungi, Ascomycota, Sordariomycetes, Hypocreales, Clavicipitaceae. Bases 1 to 1950 code for a protein of 649 amino acids.